AUGUUGAAGAAGCUGCACGUGAACAUCUCGUUCGUAGAGGCCCUAUCAAAGAUGCCAAAGUACGCGAAGUUUAUCAAGGACCUGCUCACAAACAAGAUGAAGUUGGAGGAUCUUGCGACUGUUACAUUGAGCGAGGAGUGUUCUGCCGUCUUGCAGAACAAGCUACCGAAGAAGGUGUCUGAUCCUGGUAGCUUCACGAUUCCGUGUUUGAUCGGAAAUCUCUCCGUCAGCAAUGCGCUGGCAGACUUAGGGGCUAGCAUAAAUCUUAUGCCGUAUUCCAUCUUUGCUAAGCUCAAUCUAGGCAAGCCGUCUCCUACGCGCAUGAGUCUUCAGUUGGCCGAUCGAUCAGUGAAGUUUCCGAGGGGUGUUGUAGAGAAUAUGCUAGUGAAGGUCGACAAAUUCGUAUUUCCAGUUGAUUUCAUCAUCCUUGACAUGGACGAGGACUCUGAGGUCCCGCUGAUUUUAGGUCGUCCAUUCCUUGCCAUUGCAUGA
Messenger RNA from Helianthus annuus (common sunflower), 492 nucleotides. RefSeq lists its product as uncharacterized. The record is from RefSeq and is a predicted model, not a curated record. Bases 1 to 492 code for a protein of 163 amino acids. The transcript has a single exon. Lineage: Eukaryota; Viridiplantae; Streptophyta; Magnoliopsida; Asterales; Asteraceae.